Messenger RNA from Emericellopsis atlantica, 763 nucleotides. RefSeq lists its product as uncharacterized. NCBI's taxonomy places the organism in Eukaryota, Fungi, Ascomycota, Sordariomycetes, Hypocreales, Bionectriaceae. The record is from RefSeq and is a predicted model, not a curated record. The transcript is spliced from 2 exons. The coding region runs from base 1 to 567 and encodes 188 amino acids.
AUGAGCAGUUUCUUGCCUGGUCGGCUUCCAAGCCUUGCCGAAUUUGAUGCAGGCGUCCAAUUGCUCACAAAGCGGAAAAAGUCUCUGCGCCGCGGUCGUUCCCUAGCGCAUGGGAAAAGGUACACAGUCGAGCAGUCCGACUUCAUUAUCUAUGCCCGUCACGAGAUGAAGUGGUCUUGGAACAAAGUCAGAGACGCUUUUGCGAUGACCUUCCGGCAGGAACGAACUGUUCCUUGCCUCCAAGGAUGCUACUACCGGACUAACAUGCAUAUCCCUAUGUGGGACGCCGAGGGUUUCCUUCUCUUCGGUGAGAGAGACGCCACGAAACCUUUGCAAUUCAAUCUCAAAGGCGCGCAAGCACCGCCGGAUGAAGACGUUGGUCUCGCACGUCGGCAUCCGGAGAGGGCUGCCUUGUACAGCUGGGUUCAUCCCUCGGUGCAAAGCCAGGCGCGCGCUUGGGCGAUGAAACGACAAGAACAGCUACGGGAACGCGGACAAAGACGGAAGGAUGCCCUGAAAUCUAGUGGAGCUGCGAAGCCUAAAUACCCAGACACCCUGCCGUUGUAAUGCCAUUGGAUGCCAGAUCUCGUGAGUGCCGUCGUACUACUUGAGGUCCCAGGUAUGAUGGAGAGCGGAGAGGACCCGUGACCCAGGCGGAUGAUAAUAUCCGCCGGAGGAUGUUGAUAUAGUUGCUGCAUGCUGCUCUGCUGCUGCACCAAAGCUCAUCUGCCACAUUGAUUGAAGCAUCUACUAGUCCUGUGUC